This is a messenger RNA of Bombus pascuorum, 4063 nucleotides long. Its product is annotated as MATH and LRR domain-containing protein PFE0570w-like. Lineage: Eukaryota; Metazoa; Arthropoda; Insecta; Hymenoptera; Apidae. The transcript has 6 exons. The record is from RefSeq and is a predicted model, not a curated record. Bases 155 to 3892 code for a protein of 1245 amino acids.
CAUAAAAAGUUCCGGUCGUUCUUUUAGAAGGUUAUCUUUUAUCCAGAAGAGUAACUUUCGUAUAGUCCCUAUAAAAUUUCACAUCACGAAUUAAUAUUUUACACUGGGAGAAAUUUUAUAGAACUUACAUUCGUUUCCAGUAUCAACUUGCAAAAUGUCGCAAAGAAACGAACAUACUUCGGAUGAAACGGAGUCAGAAUCGCAUGUGGAAAAUCAUAAUAAAGAACAAUCAAAAUGUGAAACAAGCAUAUUAAACAAUGAAACAGAACAACCAAUGUUGGAGGAUGAAGAAAUGCCAACGUAUAUCAGUGUGUCUACUCCAUCGAAGCGCGAAGAUUCAGAUAUCAGUAAUACAAAACAAGCGGAUAGAAUCCCAAUAGAGGAAGACCACAGUCGAAGUCCUUAUCCUAGUGAUGAUCAAGGAGGGGGCAGUAUCUAUGUACUAUCUUCUGGUGAAGAGAGUACUCAUCCAUACAAUGAUGAAGAGAGUAAUCACCCAUAUAACGAUGAAGAGGAAGAUGAAUACGCAGAUAGUGAAGAUAUGGAUGAAAUGGAUCGUGAAAAUGCAAUGUUAGAUGAGGAGGAAGAAGAAGAUGAUGAUGAUGAUGACGAAGGAAAUUUGAGACUACAUAAUGAUGACGAUGAAGAUAUUGAAACAGAAUAUGAUCUGGAGUGUUUUGAUAGAGUAUCCGAUGAUUUUGUCUUAAACAAAAGAUUAAAGCAACAUCAUAAAGAGAGGAGUUUAUCAUUACAAGAUUUAAGCAUUUCAAAAAACAAUGUUCAUUCGUCACAUAACAAAAAAAGACAUAGCAUGAACAUUUUCAGACAUAAUUAUUUAGGUAUGCAGCAAAAUCCAAUGCCAUAUUCUACUGCAGAAAAAAAACAAAUGAUGUCAGUUAGGUAUCAACACGUGGAAAGUAAAGUUAAACAGUACAUAAAAGGUAUAAAAGAACAAACUAGAAGAUCUAUGGAAAAGCGUGUUAAAGAGCAAGAAUUUAUAAUGAACAAAAAUCAUGCAAGCAAUGAAAACAAUGACACUGAGCAAUUGAAAGCAAGAGUUAAUAAAACCAUAAAAGAUUAUGCUGAAAAAGCUAUUCAGAAUUUACAACGUGACGAAGCUGAAAAUGAUAAUUUAAUAUACAAUACAGCACAAAUAUUAGAAAAUGGAGAAAAUAAUAAAACCUCCAACAGAAUUAUUGAAAAUGAUUAUAAACAUAUUCAAAAGGACACUGAAUACAAUGAUAUACCAAAUGAGAAACGAGUGCAGAAUUCCGAUGAUAAAUUAGAAAAACGAAAUGGUUCAGUAGAUGACAAUAUCCGUCAUAUCGAAUAUCAAAAUGCUUUAGAUAGAAACAUGAGAUUCGGUAGCAUAAAUCAACCUUCUCUAAUUAAUGGACAUCAGACAACUCCCACAUUUAUUAAUUUACGUACGUUAAGCUAUGAAGAAUACAUGAAUAGUGCCUCUAAUAUGGAACAAAGAGAAGAAUUACCUGGACAAAGACAAGAAAAAGUGAACGAAACAGAAAUAUAUAAUGAAGCAGAAAUGAUUAGUUCACGAGAAAUUGAUAACAAUAUUAACUGUCCUUUAAAAAUUGCAAACGUUAAAAGUAUCCGCAUAAUACAAGAUGAAUCAGAAAACUUAAAUUUUACAAAAAUUAAUGCACCUGAUAGAAUAAAUGCAGAGAACACUGAAAUAAUUGAGUUGAAAACGCAACUUAAUGAGAAAGACGCACAAUUUAUUAAUUUGCGAGAUGCCUACCAAAAAGUAUUGGCAGAAAAUAUAAAAAUGAAACAAGAAUUGGAUAAUCUAAAAAAAUCUUUAGCAAAAUAUGAGGAUCAGAAUAAAACAUGUGAAGUGAAAACUGCAUCUGUACAAACUGAAACAGUUGCAGAAUCUACUUCUAAUCAAGAUACUGUAACUUCAGGCGAAACAAACAAUAAAAUAUCCACUAGUAGUGUUGCAUCUACAGCAAGUUCUACUGAUCAAUGGGCAGAUAGUGCUUAUAGCCCAGCUAUAUCUGUUAAGCUCCCCGAUUUGACACCAAUUCUUAAUUCUGAUGAUAGUAUUAUACUCACUGAUGGGACUACUCCAAGAAAAAUAGCGCAUCCAUUAUCUCGAACAUUUAUUACUUCAUCUCGAAUUUUGCAAACACUUUCAAAUAUAACCCAAGGGAAGACAAAAGUUGAAAGUCCUUUAGUAAGAAAUAUCAAGAAACGAUUAAAUGAAAAUUCCGUAGAUCAAAUAUUAAAUAUAGAAUGCAAUUCUCCAAUCCAUGCAUCAAGUUCCAAAAAAAGAAAAGCUACAGAAAUGCUUGAUACAUCUACUUCUGUUCAACCUUUCAAAAUACCUCAUACAACUGCAGAAUCUGAGAGAAAAAAUAGUACUGAUACGACUGAUGUAGAAUUUAAAUAUUCUGAGGAACAUGCAAUGUCAAAAUCAGAACAAAUAGAAGAUACAUCUGUUAAUAAAGAUAUUGAUGAUUCUACAUCUGCAGAAAAUAAGAUAGAACAGACAGAUGAUCAUGAGGACAGUGUAAAAUGUUUCAUAUACAGGGAAGAUGAAAAUAGCAAAAAUAGAAGUUUCUUAAUUCAAGCAGAAGAACCUAUAAAAGAUGGUUUAGAUAAUGAAAAAAAUCGCAUUCAAGAAUGUGGUCCAUAUUUAUUGGGUAAUCUUGAAGUAAGAAUGUCUGAAAUAAACGGAACGAUUAGUGUUUGGGGUAAAGAAAUAGAUCAUGAAUCUACAAGCGAUAACGAAGAUGAUAUGGAAGUCUGUGUAAAAUCAACUGAACAGAGGAUGUGUCAGACUUGGCAGAAUACAUCGCAAACGAGAUUUAAUGGCAGUCCGCUUGUGUGUUCAACUAAUAAAAAACAGAAGGUUCCAAACAAAUUCAGUAGGUCCAAUAUUCCUCAAUGUUGUCAUUCUUUAUCAUUAAAUUCAAUAAAGGCGUCUUCAUCAGUAGAAGAUAUAAGUGACAAAAGACAUAUGAGUAAUUCUCUCAGCCCAAAUAUUUGUGUUCCUUCUUAUGAAAACUGUAAUUCUUCGAAAUAUCAUCAAGAAUGGCCAACAUGUAAAGAUGCAUCGAGUUCACAAGAAAAAUUACAUUCCUGUUGUACACAUCGUAUUGAAGUCACAGAUAAAGGAUGUAGUUGUGGUUUAUAUCAUGAGACACAAAAGCAUGAUGUUAGUCUUAAGCAUUGUAAAGAUAAGUUUCACAGUAAUGAAAUUCGAAGGGAUUCAUGUAAAAGUACAUUUAUCCCAGAUUCGAAAAAUCAUUUACACGAAAACUGUAUGGACGCCACUACCGAAAUGAGCAAAGUAACUUGCAAAUAUCAUGCGUGUCGAUGUUCACUUCAAAAUGUAGAUAACAGUCCAGGUUCGAAAUACUGUAAUCCUGUUAGAGAUAUAUCGUAUACAUGUAAAUCAUCUUUGGACAAUAUAAAUAAUCACGAGCAUUCUGAUAAACAUAUAUGUAAUCACAGCUCUUCACGUGAUGAUGAAGAAGAGGCUCUAAUCCCAAUUAAACGAUCUAAUGAAACGCCUGAAACCAGACAACGAAGAUUAAGUGGUAAAAGGGUAAGAGGAAUUCUUAUGGAUCUUUUAAAGGGAUGUGGAGAUUGCCGUAAUAAUAGUACUGUUAAUUUAAGUAAAAGUGGAUUUCGAAAAGGAACAUCUUCUAUAGCAAAUGGUCCUCCACAAAUUAAGAUUUCUUCUCCUACACUCGGGCCUACAUGUUCCACUUCUACGCAAUGUAAUGACAGGUGUUGCCAUGCAUAUGCACGUAGAAUUGAAUCUCAACUUGAAGAAUUUCGAUUGGAAAUGGAAAGAGUAAGAUCGCGUUCGGACGCUAUCCUAGAUAUGCUCAAUAUGCUUCAUUCUGUGGAUACGAACUAAUGAAACUUAUAUAAUACUAAAUGAGUGCUUUUUCCUUGUACAGAUCACUAUUUUAAUUUCUUUAAAUCGAUUUGCACUGUCAUAUUUACCUCUUCUACUUCAUUGCAUAUAAGGGUUACGUAAACAAUUUAUUACAAUAAAAUACAUAAAUAAAAAACUGCUACAUUGUAA